CGCGGGCAGUGGAAGGGUUAAUUGACGUAUGUACACAUCACCGUUGAAGGUGCGGGAAGGUAAAUUCCUGGGCGUGGUGAGAGUCCGACCAGAAAGUACAAGGAGCAACAAAGCACAGAUCGUAGAAGAGGAUUACAGGUCGGGUUACCAUUUUGCUCUGCAAGAACAGAAGAUGGGUCAGAUGCCUUCAAGAUACAGUGAUGACACACAGGAAGAGUUCCAUCGGCUGCUGUCUCAGUAUGACUUCAACGAACUUAAACUAAUCUACGAGUAUUUUAAAAAAGACCUGAUCUACAUUGUGGAGUCCACCACUGAAUUUAAACAGCUACUGGAGUACAUGGCAACUCGGAAUAUCCUCAAUAUGGAGGUAUACCUCCAAAUGAGGAGAGACCUGGGACCCUUCAUGUUCUCUGAGAAGCUGGUACAAGAUAUUCUGGAUGCUGGAAAAGAGGCCAUCAUGGGGUUCUUGGAAGCCAUCUACGAUCUACAGUUUUGUAAUGGACCGGAUCAUUUGUAUGCACUGCGAGACGAAUUGGAUCACUUCGGGGACAGUCUAAUGCAACAGAUAUUACUGGACCGAAAUGGACACCCUCUGACUCCAGAGCUGAAAGAAAUACAGGAACAUCACAAACAACAUCUGCUAGAAACCGCUAUAACAAAAGCGUCAGAAUCUACAGGAAAGAAUAAGGAUUUUUAUGUUUCUGAUCGUUAUAUGGAUAUGAUUGUGUCCCAUGUCCGCCCCUUUCAUAAACCAUCUGAUCACAGGCUUAUAGAGACGGCAACAAAACAUAAAGAUUACUUACUGGCUGUUGCCGGAUGUAUUUCUCCUAACGGACUGUUCCGUUGGUGCCGAAGUCUAAAACGUGAACCACAUGCGGUGAUGGUGACUGGUGUGCCAGGAAUAGGGAAGACAACCCUACUGGAGAAGCUGGUUUGUGAUUGGGCAAAUGGAAAAUUCUAUCAGAGGUUUUCUUUCAUCUUCUUCUUAAGGUUCCGGGAUCUCAACAAGCUAGAAAAGAUCAGCUUGGAGUCAAUGAUCCUUCAGGAAUAUCCAUAUUUAGAGAAUCAACUUGGGAACAUUUUAGAGAAUCCGGAAAGGCUACUCUUUAUCUUUGAUGGCCUGGAUGAAAGUGUUCAUGAAAUACAUUUUAAGUCACGCCGCCCAUCCCGUGAUAUAAAACAAGUAGAGAAUGUUGGAGCAGUUGUGGUUGGUUUGGCAAUACGGUCUCUACUCAAGGGUUGCUCGUUGCUUAUGACCAGCCAACCAGACAGAUUGGCGGGAAAGGAUAUUGGCAUUUUCAAGAGAGUACUGGAGGUCAUUGGAUUCUUACCAAAAGAAAGUCAACUUUACAUUGAAAGAUUCUUCAUGAACAAAGAAAUAUCAGAGAAGGUUUUGGGUUUUCUGAGGGAGAACGGUGUGCUGUACACUUUCUGUUACAACCCAUCGUACUGCUGGAUCAUCUGCACAGUCCUAUCAAAGUUCUUCAAAGGCCAACCAACCAAUGAUGACCAAUUGAUGCCAUCACUGCCGAAAACUCUGACGCAGCUCUUUGCGGGUUUCAUUGCUGAUAUUCUGUGCAACCAUAGUCCAGAUAAAUUCAGUGCUCGGAGUUUGUUGACAUCUUUCGGGUGGAUGGCAGAACAUGGAGUUAUGAACCAUGUUACCAAAUUCGAAAAACAGACCUUAUCACAGUUUAAUGUGGACCCGACCUCAAACCUUUUUCCAGAAUUAAUGAAAGAAUACACACGUUCCCCCGAGGCAUCCUUCUCCUUCCUUCACCCCAUCACCCAGGAAUUUUUGGCUGCCUUGGUCCAUUAUAUUGACUAUUCUCCCGAGAAGUUACAUAGCUCAAUUCAAAGAGCCAAGUCCUUCGUUAACAACUAUGGUGAACUAUUUCUCUCAUUUCUCAGUGGCCUCUCCGAUAUCUCCACCAGGACCAUUUUGGAGCCUUAUCUGGGUGACUUGUCUUCUGAUGGCGCCAAGGAUGUCCUCACUUGGCUUCAACAAGAAGUUACAGACAUUAUAGAAUUUGAUACCUUGGAAACAAGAAAGCUCUUGAGUAUAUGUUUUAAAUUCUUUGAGCUACAGAAUAAGGCAUUUUGUUCAGAAUGCCUCGGAUCGCUCAGAUGUUUUAACGUUGGAGUCAACCUGGCUCCUCUGGAUUGCUCUGUGGUGUCUUUUACGCUUCAGUCCUUUGAAGAGAUUGAAGUUCUUAGCUUAGGAGGAUGUAGACUUCGGAGGGAGGAUGUUGAGAGAUUUGCACCUGCUCUACAUAACAUACGUAACAUAGAAUUCAAUGGCAAUAGAUUCGGAGAUGACGGAGUCAAGUUUAUAUGUUCAGCAUUAAAACAUCCCGACUGCAAGAUACAAGCUCUGCAGUAAGUUGUCCUACCUUCUACAUUUAUGAUGUUAUAAAAUAGAAAGGAUAUAAUACAUUUUUUAGACUCUAAAUUA
Messenger RNA from Rana temporaria (common frog), 2455 nucleotides. Its product is annotated as NACHT, LRR and PYD domains-containing protein 12-like. Bases 29 to 2383 code for a protein of 784 amino acids. Gene Ontology annotation, cellular component: cytoplasm. Lineage: Eukaryota; Metazoa; Chordata; Amphibia; Anura; Ranidae. The record is from RefSeq and is a predicted model, not a curated record. The transcript is spliced from 7 exons.